Messenger RNA from Linum tenue, 319 nucleotides. The record is from the annotation of a GenBank genome assembly. NCBI's taxonomy places the organism in Eukaryota, Viridiplantae, Streptophyta, Magnoliopsida, Malpighiales, Linaceae.
AAAAGAGUUCAUACGUUCAUCUAGUGACAAUCCACAUCCAAAUAUAAUGGAGAAGGCUUAUUUCAAGGUGUUGUUCUGCAUUGCGCUCUUAACUUUCGUCGUUUUUUGUGGGAACAAGAAUCGUAUUGGAGCAGAAGGUAGAUACCUAAGCAAACCGUGCCAAAGUCAAGAUGAUUGUACUUCGUGGGGCCCUCAAUGCCACUGUGACUUGGGACUCCAUAUGUGUGUGUGCAAUGUACCACCAAGUGGAAGAUCUCCUCUAAAGUCCUUGGGACUUGAAGAAGGAUAUUGAAAGAAACAUGGAUUUCAUAUGAAUAAA